AUGUGCAACUCCUCUUAUUUGGCACCUGUAUUUCAGCUCCAAUUAAUCACUCCAUUAGUGUUGAUAGUAUUGAGAAAAAGUGAACGCUUUGGUUAUGUCAUAAUCACAUGUUUGGUGGCAUUGGGGCUGUGGUUAAGUGUUUGGCCUAAACUAGUGUUGGGCACCAGAAUAGCUCCCUUCGAGAUCUCAUCGAUGAGUUCACUCUCGGAAGUGAAGCAUUCAAUCAUCCGUUACACACAAUACACCGACCAAUACAUCACAUCAUUUGCUUUGGGAUUACUGUUGGCUUAUUUGGUGCGAUAUAAGUAUAGCGUUCGCAUCCAUUACUUGUUAACUGUUGUCCUUUGGAUAAUGUGUCCACUACUGAGUCUGGCCUCUAUUGUAUGGGCAGAGAGUUUCAUCCAGAACAAUGAACUCAACAACUCAUAUACACAACAAAAUCAGUUGCAAUUCAUAUUGUGCUACUCUGUGGGCAAACUCAUGUGGUCUACAGGAGUGGCCUGGGCUAUAUAUGCUUGUACUACUGGUCGGGCUGGAUAUAUGGGUUAUAUAUUGAAUGGCAAGUCUUUGAGACCACUUUGUCGCCUCUCAAUAACAAUUUUAGUGAUGCAUUCAGUUGUCAUCAAUUACCAGAUGUUUACCCGAAAAGAUGUCUAUCAAAUGACACACUUAUCGACGAUCUCCAAUAUG
Molecule: messenger RNA, 690 nt
Organism: Oppiella nova
Lineage: Eukaryota; Metazoa; Arthropoda; Arachnida; Sarcoptiformes; Oppiidae
Source: the annotation of a GenBank genome assembly